Blepharisma stoltei is the source of this 312-nucleotide messenger RNA. NCBI's taxonomy places the organism in Eukaryota, Ciliophora, Heterotrichea, Heterotrichida, Blepharismidae. The record is from the annotation of a GenBank genome assembly.
AUGAAUUUAUCUUGGAGUUGUUGCCUGGGUUUUAACAAAAAGAAGGAUGGAGAAUCAAGAAUCACGCCAAAGACUGAUACCGUUUCAAAUCGAAAUUGAGUUGAUUUGGAUAAUAAUGAGAGAAACAAAGAAAAGAUUGCAAAACUAAGGAGAAGUAUAAGAGAAAGCCUUGAAAAGCAGUUAAAUGAGCAAAUCCCAAGAAGGCCUUCAAAAGAUUUAAAUAAAAGCAAAGAAAUAUUUCCACUUUAUACGGAAAUGGAUGGGAAAUAUGUAGAUGACGGAAAGAAAAUUGAAAUUUUAUUUUUACAAUAA